UAGGUCAUUGUGUUUUUCUCGUCGGGGCAGAGAACGUGCAGCUGUACAGGGCAGAGAGAGAGGGACCAACCCAGGGUGUAUUUUUAAAUUCUAUCGUUUCCAGUUUAGAGUUACCGGAGUUAGCAUAAUGGCCGAUAAGAUGGAUAUGUCUCUAGACGACAUUAUCAAGCAGAACAGGCAGCAAAGAGGAGGAGGAGGAGGCCGCGGCGGCGGAAGAGGCCGAGGCCGCGGAGGCUCCGGCGGCGGCCGAGGAGGCGCUGGACGCGUUGGAAUGAGCGGCGGCGGAGGAGGAUUUGGAGGCCGAGGCGGUGGAUCCGGCCCCAUGAGGAGCCGACAGAACCUGAGCCGCGCUAGAGGCAGACCAACGCCUUACAACAGGCCUAAACAGCUUCCAGAUAAGUGGCAGCACGACAUGUUCGACAAUGGCUUCAGCGGCUUCAAUGGUGCUGCUGGAGGUGGCGGCGGAGCUGGAGUGGAAACUGGAGGGAAGCUCCUCGUCUCCAAUCUCGACUUUGGCGUCUCAGAUGCAGACAUCCAGGAACUCUUUGCUGAAUUUGGAACUCUGAAAAAGGCUGCGGUUCAUUAUGAUCGAUCGGGGAGAAGUCUGGGAACGGCAGAUGUCCAUUUUGAAAGGAGGGCGGACGCACUCAAGGCCAUGAAACAGUACAAUGGCAUCCCGCUCGAUGGACGGCCUAUGAACAUCCAACUCGUCACAUCACAGAUCGACACACAGAGACGACCUGUCCAGGGUCUGAGCAGAGGAGGCGGCGGUGGCAUGAACAGAAAUCGAGGGGGCAGCUUCGGGGGCAUGCAGAGAGGUCGGGGAGGACGUGGUGCAGGUGGUGCCAGAGGAAGGGGCCGAGGAGGACGUGGUGGCAACACUAAGCAGCAGCUGUCAGCAGAGGAACUCGAUGCCCAAUUAGACGCCUACAAUGCCAGGAUGGACACCAGCUAAAAAGAAGUUACCCUGUUUCCCUUCCUGUCUGCACAGAAGGGUGCUUGUCAAAAAUGUGCAGAAUAUUUUACACUUGUCUUCUGGUGUGAUUGAAAUUGUUGUUGCAACUCCUCCUUUUAAAUGCUCUGUGUUUUUUACCAGUUGUUUUUUUUUUCUUCUCCAUGAACAUGGUUUUGGUUGUAGGCUAAUGUGAAUUGGGGUUCCCAGUUCUUUCCUCUUCUCUGUAGUUACUGAGACUUGUAAUAAAACCUGCAGUGCUUAUUGACCAAA
Messenger RNA from Paralichthys olivaceus (Japanese flounder), 1225 nucleotides. It is a transcript of the gene alyref, whose product is annotated as Aly/REF export factor. NCBI's taxonomy places the organism in Eukaryota, Metazoa, Chordata, Actinopteri, Pleuronectiformes, Paralichthyidae. Gene Ontology annotation, molecular function: mRNA binding. Gene Ontology annotation, cellular component: nucleus. The record is from RefSeq and is a predicted model, not a curated record. Gene Ontology annotation, biological process: mRNA export from nucleus.